Molecule: messenger RNA, 447 nt
Organism: Trifolium pratense (red clover)
Lineage: Eukaryota; Viridiplantae; Streptophyta; Magnoliopsida; Fabales; Fabaceae
Product: non-specific lipid transfer protein GPI-anchored 11-like
Exons: 2
Coding region: 3-377 (124 amino acids)
Source: RefSeq, a predicted model, not a curated record
UUAUGUACGAUCAUUCGCAACCGGAUGAUUCAUGUUGUUUGGCAUUUCAAUCUAUUGUAGCCAACGAUGCCAGAUGCAUUUGUGAUACUAUAGAAAGAGAUAACUUGUCAAAGGAUGUCACAAAAACAAUGAAGCUCCCUACUAUUUGUGGCGUAUCACUUCCUUGUCACUAUAAUGCUCUUGGUCCAUAUCCUUCGGAGGCAGUUUCAGGACCCAGUCAUGCUCCAAAUUCCCCAUUGUCAAGGCCAGAGAAUGAUGAUGAUGAUGAUAUUAUUAUUUAUCUUUUUAUUGUCAUGGUACCAUUGUGUGGUCUUUUUUAUAUAUUUUUUCCAAGUGAUUAUUUUUGCUUGGAUAUUUUGUUGUCCAUGGCUGCUUGACACUCAUGACUACUCUAUCAAUCAAUUUUAAAUGCGGUUUAAAGGUUAAAGAGAAACACAUUCAACCCCA